This is a messenger RNA of Pleuronectes platessa (European plaice), 1376 nucleotides long. Its product is annotated as dysbindin. Gene Ontology annotation, cellular component: cytoplasm. The transcript has 4 exons. The record is from RefSeq and is a predicted model, not a curated record. NCBI's taxonomy places the organism in Eukaryota, Metazoa, Chordata, Actinopteri, Pleuronectiformes, Pleuronectidae. Gene Ontology annotation, biological process: negative regulation of protein kinase activity. Bases 235 to 810 code for a protein of 191 amino acids.
UCGGCUCCAUAGAGCCACAAACUUGUUCUUGCCUCAUCCAAGUGGCUCAGAGUGUCCACUGGGGGGAAAGAGGCAAAGCUGGGAAAGGAGAGCAGCAGAGAAACAGGGCAGCAUCAGUCACUUUGGAGCCGUUCAGACUGGGAGGUGGGAGAUGAGCUGCUGCUGAACUCUCACAGGGCUGACUGACUGGACACCACUAACUGAUUGGUUUCAUUCCCACGAUUCUCCAGCAACAUGAGCUCCUCAUCCUCCAACCUGCACAAAAAACGCCUGCCAUCGGAGACCGAGAGAGGCCACAGGGUCCCUGAUGUGGACGCGGCUCAGCAGCUCAAGCUGAAAGAGAGGCAGCGUUUCUUUGAGGAGGUCUUUCAGCAUGAUGUGGACGUCUACCUGUCCUCGGCACACCUGUGCAUCAGAGACUACAAGAGACCUCCCAUAGGCAGCGUCUCGUCUAUGGAGGUGAAUGUGGACAUGCUGGACCAGAUGGAGCUGACUGACAACUCUGACCAGGAGGCUUUGGAUGUCUUCUUCAGCUCAGGAGGAGAAGACGAAGGCCUGAUGUCUCCACUGCCAGUCCAACGAAACAACAACAACAAUGAGGAAGUCAACAGUAAUGGACUCUUUCGACACGUCCUUGAGGGCCUUGACGCCAAGUCCCGAAUGUCCUCCACAUCUUCAAACUCCUCCACCGAAAGCCAGACCACCAAUGCCAACGGUGCGAAUACCCCUGUGGUCGGGUCCGAAGAUGAAGAAAUACACACCCGCACAGUGAGAAGGAGGUUCCCACCUCCAGAGAAAGAAAGGAUGUAAAGUUAGACUCCGUCAUCGUCUUCCUACGCACCCAGCUCUACGGCAACGGAUCUCCUCCUGCAGGAUGGCAGCUGUCACCUCAGGUCGGGGUAAAGAGACUGUGGUGCAAGACAUUCAGAGAAGCCUAUUAGUUAUGACUGUCUUCCACAAACUGUCGAUUAUCUCUGCUCACAACCUUUCUUUGACUGAUGAGUUGUUGGUUGGAUGGUGUGUGGGAUUUUGAGGUGGAGACCAUGACCUGUAAAUAUGGAGAUUUCCUAUUAUUCUGAUCGGUUUCUAUUUCUGUAAUGGCAUGUUGGAAGGACAAGACCUGCUCCUCUGUCACUUACCUCACAGGAUUUGAAUUUUGUACAGACUUAACACAGAAUAAUAUUAUUAUCAAUGGAUGAAAAAUGUGGUGGAAAAAAGUGCUUUAACAUUGUAGCAGUUUUUCGGUUUUCUAGCUGUCGUUUAAAAAAAAAUCUUUAACAUGGUUUCUCUGUUUUAACAAUAAAGGAAUCUUACUCUCACGUGUUCCCACAAACUGACUAAACUGUUCCAGGUAAUUUCAGGCUGCAGUUAAAUUG